AUGAUUUGUGCUAUUUGUCAAGAUAGAGCUACUGGUCUACAUUAUGGUAUUAUAACUUGUGAAGGGUGUAAAGGUUUCUUUAAAAGAACAGUACAGAAUAAAAGAAUCUAUUCAUGUGUUGCAAGUGGAGAUUGUGAAAUAAAUAGAGCCCAGAGAAAUAGAUGUCAAUUCUGUCGGUUUAAGAAAUGUUUAGAAAAGGGAAUGGUUUUAGCAGCUGUGAGAGAAGAUAGAAUGCCUGGUGGAAGAAAUUCUGGAGCUGUUUAUAAUCUCUAUAAGGUGAAAUAUAAGAAACAUAAGAAAAAAGAUUUAGGAAUAAAGAAGAUUUAUCAAAAGAAGCUGAAUAGUUCACCAUCCUUACAGUUACCACGAUUACCAGACAUAGCAGAGAAUGUCACAAAUAGUUCAGAUAGCAGAUCAACAUCUACUAAUAGUCAAUGUUUUGGUCAAGAUAUGUGGAUUUCCAGUGUAUCCGAGAAUUUAGAUGGUAAUAUUGGCUGCUUUGGAAGAUCAAGAUCUCCCUUGACAUCAGAUACCAAAAUGGAAGAAUGUAAAAGGCUGAUUUUGGAAUUGGUUGAGAAGGACACUUUGUUAGGAAUUGCAAAAUCUUAUGGUUUUGAACAGUUAAUUGCUAAUCAAGAUUCUGUAGGACAUGCUUUGUGUAGAAUUGGAGAUGAUAUUGUUGUUAAAUUGGUUCAUUGGAUCCGGAAUCUUCCCUUUUACUCCGAAAUUCCUCUAAAACUUCAAUCACAGAUGUUAACAAAGAAAUGGCAUGAACUCCUGUUAUUGAUUAUGACGGCUUUCGGUGCCUUGGACAGUAAGAAAAGUACCUCAGCUUGCCCACUGUUUACAGAUCUCUUUCGUCAAAACAUAUCUAAGAUUCAGUGUUACUUAAAUAAGACAUUUGGUAAUUCUUUGUCAACUAAUCAGUUAAAUAAAGAAAUUGGUCCAGUAAUUGAGAAAGUUACUCAUAUUAUGUUAAAGUUUUUAUCACUACAACUAUCCCGUCAAGAAUUUGUCUGUCUACAAGUUAUUCUACUCAUGAAUGAUAACAUCAAUGAAAUGUCUGGUCAAUCUAUCAUAAAUAUACAAGAGAGGUAUAUGAAAGUAUUACAGCUAUACACAAAGACACAGUUUUCCAGUCAACCAUAUAGAUUUGGUGAAUUACUACUACUCUUACCACAGAUCAAAGAUGCAUCAGCUAUGUUAUUAGAGAGCAAAAUGAUCUACAUACCAUUCUUACUGAAUACAUGA
Molecule: messenger RNA, 1251 nt
Organism: Lottia gigantea (owl limpet)
Lineage: Eukaryota; Metazoa; Mollusca; Gastropoda; Lottiidae
Exons: 6
Coding region: 1-1251 (416 amino acids)
Biological process (GO): regulation of DNA-templated transcription
Molecular function (GO): zinc ion binding; DNA-binding transcription factor activity; sequence-specific DNA binding
Source: RefSeq, a predicted model, not a curated record